Molecule: messenger RNA, 4428 nt
Organism: Pantherophis guttatus
Lineage: Eukaryota; Metazoa; Chordata; Lepidosauria; Squamata; Colubridae
Source: RefSeq, a predicted model, not a curated record
GAAAAGCCUGAAACUGGAAUAGUACUGUGGUAUCUAAGCAACCAGCUUGACGCAAUCACAUAUACACACAUGAAGGGGGAGAGAGAAGUCCCUUUGAAAAAAAAAUGCACACACAUUUUUCAAAGCUGAGGCAGACACAGAUUGUGAAGGUGGAGAGGAAGACAAGGAGGUAAAAUAGGACCACAGCUGCAGCUGGGCAGAGAUUCAUGUUGGAAAAAGAACAAGAUGCAGACCAAAAUAUGAAGACAUGGCUCUCAGAUUUUAAUGGGGAAAACCCUCCCUGCCCCAGAAAACCUGCCAGAGAACAUUGCGAGAUCUGCCAAACUGAGAUCUGCCAACAAGAAAUUCCAUUAUGUACUUCUAAUCAACAACUGAGACAACCACACCUUGUAAAUGUCUGCCCUUUAUAGCAGCCAGAGAAGAUGCUGGGUCUGAGUGGAGAAUUUGUGGGGAACAGUGGCAAUAUGUAACCCUUUCUUCAUACCUCAAAAGUGAACCCCUCAACUAUUAUUCACUGUGACUGCCCAAAAAAGCAAUACUGUGGAUUCAAAUAUGGUUGGAUGAAAGGAGUGUUUUGAAUUGAGUGGGAAAAACUGCUGUGUGCCCAGGAAGUUCUGAAGAUCAAAUCUUUGUUUGAAUGGUCCUGCCUGCAUCUGGGACACCACUGCAAACCUUUCAGUGGAUGUUUCUGAUUUCCCAGCAGAAAGGAUGGCAUCCAUGCCAGAAAUCCAGAUAGAAGAAAUGCUAGAUAGUGUGGAUGAUAAGGCUGAAGGUGGUCCCCCAUUUGAUGAUCAUCUGAGGAAUCUGAAAGCCUUGACAGAGAAACUGAGGCUGGAGACUAGAAGGCCUUCAUAUUUGGAGUGGAAAGCUCAGCUGGAAGGACUGGCUUGGAAGACCCAUCCCAAACCUCCUGACGAGGACAUGGGAAAGCAAGAGAAGAAACCAACAGAGGAAAAUAUUUCUUUGAGAGAAGUGCAGGUUCAUAUCAAUGGAAGCUCUUCCAGACAGCCAAUUUUGUUUGUCCCGGAGAAAGUGUGUGGCUUUGGAAACAUCGAUGAAGCAUUAAAUUGGCUCCGGAAAGAGUUGAUGGAAAUGCGUCUCCAGGACCAGCAGCUGGCUCGGCAGCUUAUGCGCCUGCGCAGUGACAUCAACAAACUCAAGAUUGAGCAGACCUGCCAUCUCCACCGGCGAAUGCUGAAUGAUGCCACCUAUGAGCUGGAAGAGAGGGAUGAGCUCUCUGACCUCCUCUGCGAUUGCCCCCUCAUUUCUUCCUUUAGCCUCUCCACCCCACUCAAGCUCAUUGGCGUGACAAAAAUGAACAUCAAUUCCCGCCGCUUCUCGCUUUGUUAAAGUGGGAAGAAUGGGCACCGGAAGUGCAUGGGAUGGGAGAUACCUUCAAAACCUAGGAGAAGAAGCUCCCAUUGUCUGGUUGGGAAAUAGGCACAACAAAGGAGAAGAGAGUGUAAAGGGGCUCUUCCACUGAUCUAAUAGGAGUGGGCUGUGGUGCCAGUCAAGAUAGUGUCAAGAAGGAUUUGCAGACAAGUGGAGAAUAAGAACGAUGAGGUUCCCAAAGGACAGGAACUAGACCACAUCAAAAUCUAACUCACACAGGCAGACGUAUCCCCUCUUUUCAGUGAUUAGAACAAACUUAUCUUAAACCAUGUGAUGACUUGCAGGCUCCCUAACUGAGAACAAUAGAGGAGAAAUAUAGUUGAAAACCAUGAGUAAAGUCUUUUGGCCCCAUUCAAAUGAGAGAGAUGAAGAAUUCAUGUUGCUGCAAGAAGAAAGACCACUCUACAAUGCAGCUAGCCAGGAUGUUGAAAACUAGCCAGAAAGUAUUAUGUAUUAUCUAAAAAAGGAUUUGAGUUUAGUUUUUGUCAGUGGGAUGCAGGUAAUGUGUAGAUACUGUUGUUUAUAGAGAUUCUCCAGAGUCAUCCAGGUCAUCAUUGUCCCAAAGAUGCUGUUCAAAAGACAACUAGACUUUCUUGGUUUUUUUCCUUGAAAAUGUUUUGCUUCUUAUCCAAGAAGCUUCUUCAGAAUUGAAGAAGCUUCUUGGAUGAGAAGUGAUACAUUUUCAAGGAAAAAGAAAACAAGAAAGUCCAGUUGCCUUGUGUAGAUACAGUUGUUGGUUUGCUUCUAUGACUAACUAAGGUCUUCUUGUUGUGAGAUGUGGUUUCUAGAUCAGGAGUCUCCAACCUUGGCAACUUUAUGACUUGUGGUGCUGGCUGAGCAAUUCUGGGAGUUGAAGUCUACAAGUCGUAAAGUUGCCAAGGUUGGAGAUCCCUGCUGUGCUAACUUGGGACAAUUCUGUAUUGCAGUUUAGGUGGCUGGUGUCCCAUGAUGCUAUUUCUCAGACCUUCAGUUUUCAGGAAAUUAGUAAUGGGGUUUUGCUGGUGCUCAGUCCAGACUGGCCAUUGCAAGAUUUGAUCAGCUGUUCCUCUGUUUUUUGUUUUUCUCAAGUCUUAUGGUCUAAUCAGCUAGGUGAAAAUUAGGCCUUAGUAGAUGUCACCCUCCUAGAAUUUGAUGAAGCCAAGCUGCUGACUUUCGAGCAUGUCAGUUAAAACUACUGUAUCUAUCAAUAAGUGCAUACAUCAGGAUAUUCCAGAAAGAGUGGGAUCAGAGAAAGCAAAAAAAAAAAAAAGAAUUAUAUUUUUGCACAGUUUAUUUCCAUGACUUAGUACAGUUCAUUACCACAGGAUAUGAGAUGAGAAACAAUAGCUCUCUGACCUUGAGAAAUGGAACCAUCUUUUCCAGGGUUCAAACACAAAUGUGCAGGAACUGGGACAAAUGGAAGGAAUCACAUCUGAGCCUUCUUUGCGCACUUCUGAGAAGUAGUUGAUGGACCACUGUAAGAAGCCAAAAGUAGCAUUUGGAUCUGAUGUAGCAGUUUAGUUAUUUCAUCUUAUAAAUGUAUAUUCUGCUCUGCUAGUUGUACCAAACAGGCUAUAUUGCUUCAGUUUUUCAAUCAUUUCUGAUUCUUUGUGAUCUGAAGGACAUAAUACUGCCAGGACUCACUGAAAUGAUAAAAAUGAAAGGACAUUUAUUCAUAGAUCAACAGCAAUAAGAAUACUACAGAAUAAAAUGUCAGUUAAAGCAACAGCAAAAAGACAUGGUUGGAAAAGGAUUUUCAAAACCAGAAGGAAUGCAGAAGUUCUUCAGCUAUCACCAAAAAUAUAUAAGAUAACAAUAAUUUAUACAAGAUGGUUGUGUAUUGCUCUCCAGACUGGUACUCUAUAUGUGUUGAAUGUAUCUCCCAUUAUUACAGCCAAUAUUGCCAAAUUAGAGGGCCUCAAGAUUGAUUUUCUUUGUUCAUGAAAUGUAAAGAAAAAACAUGGUGGCACAGUGGUUAGAAUGCAGUAUUGCAGGCUAAUUUUGCUGACUGCCAGCUGUUUGAUUCUGACAGGCUCAAGGUUGACUCAGCUUUCCAUCCUUCUGAGAUUGGUAAAAUAAGGACCCAGAUUGUUGGGGACAAUACGCUGACUCUGUAAAUUGCUUAGAGGGCUGUAAAGCACUAUGAAACAGUAUAUAAAUCUAAGUUUUACUGCUAUUGAUAUAAAUUAGCCAUUUCCCACUUCCCCAGAAGGUCAUACAGUCUUAUGCCAGUGUAUUGAUUUGUUUUCACUCUACUCACGAAAUUACGAAAAAGUCUGACACAAAAGUACAAAGAGUGGCAUUUAAGCUACUUUUCCAGGUAGAGAAUGUCAGAAUCAGGGGAUGCUACAAAGAUCUCUUCCCAAGUUUUCUGACUUAUAUCUGAUGACAGUUGGACUAAGGACAGUCCUGGACCACUAGGCUGCCUUCUUAUUAAGGUUGCAGAACAUAAUUGGACUCCAACUAGGCUCAGAUACAUUCUAGUUCUUGUCCUACUGUAUUUAGAAAGCUAUAUCUCAAAAUCUUAUAUAAGCAGCCACUUAAAAAAAAAUCAAAGACUUUGUACAUGACUAUACAAAGUCAUGCACAGCUGUAGUCCAGCUUCUGAAUAAUUGCCUGCAGGCACCUCCUCACCAUGAGUCCAUGUUUAAAGCAGGAAAACAACAUCUGUUUAUCAAAAAGUAAGAAGGGUGAUUCUGUUGGAGCUGGACUGAAAGAGAAAAUUCAUUCUGCUGAUUCACACAGUUCCUAACAUAUCUGCACUCACAACAACUCUUUGGCUUAAGCAGAAAUUGUGCAGGAAUGGGAAACUCAGAUCUUUUCAUUCCUUCCUGAAGAAAACAACUAUCCAGGCAUAUACAUUUAAUAUUAUGCAUACUAAUAUUCACAUGUGCUGCCUCAAAUAGCUGAUAUCUAUUUCCUCUUGAAACCUUUGGAGGUUGUUCUACCUCUGAGAUAUAAGGAGAAUAUUCUGUCCAUUGGCAUAUUGAUAGGAUCCAUUUUGUUUUAACGAUACUAUCCUUUUCUAUUCAAAUAAAUGAUUUGAUUCUUUUGGUA